AUGUUUAUAGUCCUUGGAACCAAGUCACGCAAUUCAUUCAACAUCUCGCAACAUCAUCUCUGCUCUCUCUUCAUACUCUUUGACAUCUCACACACAACCGCAGCCAUGGCACCCAUCGGCAAGAUCUACUCCUACCCCGGCAACUACCGCGUCCACAUCGCCCAAGUCGCCGCCGACCUCAACAAUGUCGAGUUGGAGUUCCCUUCUUUCCAAAUGGGCGUCACAAACAAAGACCCCUCCUUCCUCUCCAAAUUCCCCCUCGGCAAAGUCCCCGCCUUCUCCUCCGCAGACGACACCUUCCACCUAACCGAAGGUCUCGCCAUCGCGCGCUACAUCGCCUCCUCCGGCCCCGCCUCUUCCCAGCUCCUCGGUGCUGACCCCAAGACCUCCGCCUUGAUCGAGCAAUGGGCUCUCUUUGGCGAGUCUGAGCUCUCCGGCGCUACCAUCCCCCCUCUCUUGAUGGUCUUGGCCAAAAUGAUCCCUUAUGACGAGGCAAGGUAUAACCAGUGCGCUGGCAACCUUGAGAGAGCCGUCAAGAGGCUUGAGGAGGCGGUCAAGGAUGGGCGAAAGUUCCUUGUUGGUGACCAGUUGACUUUGGCUGAUUUGGCUGUUUUGGGGCCCAUGACUCUCGCGAGCAAGUUCUUGUUUGACGGGGAGAUGAGAAAGCAGGCGCCUUCUGUGGAGGGGUACCUCAAGGGUUUGUUGGAGGUGCCCGAGGUGAAGAAGCACUUUGGGGAGGUGACUUUUGUUGAGAAGAGGGUUCAGGGUUAA
Podospora anserina S mat+ is the source of this 771-nucleotide messenger RNA. RefSeq lists its product as uncharacterized. Lineage: Eukaryota; Fungi; Ascomycota; Sordariomycetes; Sordariales; Podosporaceae. Gene Ontology annotation, biological process: translational elongation. The coding region runs from base 1 to 771 and encodes 256 amino acids. The transcript has 2 exons. The record is from RefSeq and is a predicted model, not a curated record. Gene Ontology annotation, cellular component: cytoplasm; nucleus.